UGAAGAAUCGUAUAAAAGGAGUGCAUGCACCGGUGAGGCACAUAUCUGUUGAGCACAGGUGAAAUAACACAUACAAAGGGACAACAUGAUGUUCUCUAACUCUAUGACAUUAUGGGCAGGUGCUCUGCUUAUAAUAAGCGUCAGUCUAUGCUCUGCAACAGCUCAUAGUGAUGGGGCAGAGGAUUGCUGUUUAACCACCAGCAACCGGCGCAUCCCACACAGGGUGGUGAAAACCUUCACCAUUCAGACCGGUGAUGGAGCCUGCAGAGUUCCUGCCACUAUAUUUGUCACAAAGAAGGGCUUGAAGCUCUGUGCACCCUUUCCCAGUGAGAAUAACUGGGUAAGCAAACUGAUUGACCACAUACUGGCACCUAAAACCUCCCACAAAAAAACGAAAGGAAAGAAACAGAAACACCAGUGAAUCAGAUUCAUAGAUCCAGUCUUCUCUCACGCAAUGUGCAUGUAUGCGGCACUGAUCCUAGAACAGAUAGCUGAUAACACUCAUCCUUAAUAGUUAAUGCUAAUUCUCAGGUUUACUACAUGUGUACUCUAGCAGAGCAGGUCAAAGUGUGAAUCUACUGUCAUAGAAAGAUAUGAGCUAUUUGUAAAAAAAUGUGAACUCUUUCCCCCACUGGUCUACAUGAAGAGAUUUUAAGAUAAUAUUUCCUCCAUUUGUUGAGUUUGUAUUUUGUCUACAUUGUAUAAAGUUACUGUGUUUUUCCUGAGCCACUGAAUGAAAAUAUGUUUUUCUUUUUCUACAUUUUCUCUUUAUAUUUUGGAAUAUAAAUAAAAGAUUUUACAUUUUAAAUAUGAAAA
Messenger RNA from Megalobrama amblycephala (Wuchang bream), 816 nucleotides. RefSeq names its product chemokine (C-C motif) ligand 19b (gene ccl19b). The transcript has 4 exons. Gene Ontology annotation, cellular component: extracellular region. The record is from RefSeq and is a predicted model, not a curated record. Gene Ontology annotation, biological process: positive regulation of ERK1 and ERK2 cascade; cellular response to tumor necrosis factor; neutrophil chemotaxis. NCBI's taxonomy places the organism in Eukaryota, Metazoa, Chordata, Actinopteri, Cypriniformes, Xenocyprididae. Gene Ontology annotation, molecular function: CCR chemokine receptor binding; chemokine activity. Bases 86 to 421 code for a protein of 111 amino acids.